Messenger RNA from Brassica oleracea var. oleracea, 1740 nucleotides. Its product is annotated as F-box/kelch-repeat protein SKIP6-like. Lineage: Eukaryota; Viridiplantae; Streptophyta; Magnoliopsida; Brassicales; Brassicaceae. Bases 45 to 1280 code for a protein of 411 amino acids. The record is from RefSeq and is a predicted model, not a curated record. Gene Ontology annotation, molecular function: protein binding. The transcript is spliced from 2 exons.
UUUUGACUUGUCUUUCUCAAAGAAAAAAAAAAGAAGAGAAUUGGAUGUCCAAUUACGAAGAGCAGCCCCGUGCGAAGAAGACCAAGAGAGAAGCGUUUCGGUUAUCGUGUUUGCCAGAUGAUUUGGUUAUGAACUGCCUUGCUAGAGUCUCGAGACCAGACCUCGCGGCCUUAUCUAUGGUCUCCAAACGCUAUCACUCUCUAGUGGCGUCGCCCGAUCUAUACAAGAUCCGAUCGCUGAUUGGUCGCACCGAAACAUACGUCUAUGUAUGCUUACGAAUCCCUACUCCUGUUCCAAGCGUGCGAUGGUAUAUCCUCCGCCGUAGAAAAACCCUAGACGCGUCUGAUCUGAUUCAGAUCCCUUCGCUCCCGUCCCAGCCUCUGGAAGCAUCCUCCGUGGUGGUGCUGGAUUGUAGCAUAUAUGUAAUGGGUGGGUUGAUAAAGGGAGAGCAGCGCAGCUCGGAUGUCUGGAGCUUGGAUUGUCGGACUCACGUGUGGCACCCUGUCCCUUCCAUGGGAGCGGGUCGAGCUUACGGGGCUGCUGGUGUUGUAGACGGGAAGAUUUACGUGUUUGGAGGCUGUGAUGUAGAUGAUAACUAUGGAGAGGUAUUCGACCCGGAGAUUCAGACUUGGAAUCCUUUGCCGCCUAUGCCGAAAAGGAAGAAGCAUAUCCACAGCAGUAUGGUGAGGGAUCAAAAGGUUUAUGCGUUGGACGAAAAGGAGAGAACGUUUUACUACUCGCCCAGGGAAGGUAAAUGGGGAACAGGAAAUCGCGGACAACUGGCAGGAUACCGAAGGGAUUGGUGUAUGGUUGAUAACUUGCUCUUUUGUCUGAGCAAAAACGGAGUUAUAUUGUGGUGCGAGCCGGGUGAGUUGGAUUUGCGUGAAACAGAGAGGGUGAUGAAUGUAGAGGUGGUCAGGGGUUUUACUUAUAGAUCUCUCUACCAGAAUCUCUUUCUUUCCAGACUUGUCCACUAUGGUGAUCAGAUUAUUGAUCGUUGGGAAGAAAAGUGGAUCAUGGAUGGUCGACCCCCGUUUAAGAUACCCAAAUGUUGGAAAAAGUUCAGGUUCGAACGUUUACGUCCAGGUGCCAGAAUGUGCAGCUCCGGUGGGAAGAUUGUGCUUUUCUGGGACAAGAUUUCAUUGGAGGGAUAUCUUCAUCAUAUUUGGUGGGCGGAGAUUUCAUGGGAGAGACUCCAAGGAGGGGAGAUUUGGGGCUACAUUGAACGGUCUAAUAUUGUCAUGCCUGUUGAACCUGUUAAAGCCCACAAGAAGGUGUAGAGAAGAAGGUACUGCUGCUCUUGUUUUCUUCUUUUUCUUGGCACUUGAUUCUGCUUCGUUUAUGCAUCUUUCUAUCAACUCAAAUCUCUUAAGCUGUGCCGAUUAGAGGAAAAUCUUUGUUCUUUGUGUUCAAGAUUAACAAAGAAGGUGAGACAAUUCUUGAGGAGAAUAACACACGGAGAAACAGUGAGGACGAAACCAAAUUCGGAUGGUUCUAAUAGAUUAUUGUUAGUACCGUUUGCUUUACUUCUCUCUGCAUUGUCUUGGUCUCCACCCCAUCAGCAUGUUUUAAAGGUGUAGGAAUUUAGACACCUGGCUAAAGCCAAUGAGUGGAUCCAUUCAAUCAUAUUUGAACAUUUUCGUCGAUUUAUAAGUGUUAGUUAGAGGCAAAUGAUUUGGAGCCUUUGCUUGCAACAGCUGCAUAUUAUCGCACCAACUUGAUUCCCUGUAAGGCUCUAAU